GGAGGAAGUGGAGGGGAGCGCAGGUAAACAAGUCAGACCGCAGCCAGCGGCCAGCAGUCGCCACCGCGCCGCGCAGCGCACACCAUGGCCGUCCGCGCCUUCACAGUCGUCGUGUUCCUGUGCGGAGUGCUGGCCGUGCCACCCCUUCUGGACCUGCCGCCUGCUGAGGACCCAAGCCUCUGGGACGACGACGACUACCUCCCCGUGUCUGCGGGAGAGCGAUUCGAUGCCUUCGACUGGGCACUUUGCCGGGCGCUGGAUGCACGCUACCCGGGAAAUGUAGUAGUUUCACCCAUCGGCGUCAAGAUGGUCCUAGCAAUGCUGUACGAGGGCGCCACGGGCGACACAGCGCGCGAACUCGAAGCGGGGUUGCUGCUCACAAAGGACCGCCAGCAGACGCGCGACAAGUACAGUGCCAUCGUGGCCUCGCUGCAGGGAAACAACCCGGAUUAUCUGUUCGACUUGGGAAACAAAGUAUUUGCAGACGUUUCACUGACACUACGACCACGCUUUGUUACAAUCCUGAGGGCGUUUUAUAACAGUGAUAUUCAAAAUGUCGACUUCAGAGAUCCUAAAACUGUGCCCUUAAUUAAUGAAUGGGUAAAAAAUGCUACACGUGGUCACAUUGACUCAAUAAUGAGUGAAGAUGGUCUUUCGGACGCUGUCCUCCUGCUUGUGAACGCACUGUACUUCAAAGGCUCUUGGAAGUAUCAAUUUCAGCCUCAGCUUACCUUCACCAGCAAUUUCUACACAGGCAAAGGGAAAACUGUAGCCGCACAGUUCAUGCGUCAGAGUGCAGAAUUUUUCUACUUACACUCUAAAGAGAUUAAUGCAAGCAUAUUGCGAUUACCCUAUCUUGGCAGGAAAUUCUCAAUGUUUAUCGUCCUGCCGGACGACAGGGAUGGUCUCGAAAACCUUCUGAGCACUGUAAAUCCAUUUGCUCUGCGAGAAGAUCUCGGACUGCUCAGACCGACUGCAGUACACGUGGUGCUCCCAAAAUUUACUUUCGAAUUUUCUGUACUGCUGAACGAUGUUCUGAAGGAGCUGGGAAUAAAACAAAUUUUCACUGAUAAAGCUAAUCUGCAGGGAAUUGCAAGGAGUCGUUAUGGAAAGCUGUCAGUCUCAAAGGUUUUACAGAAAUCAGCUCUAGAAGUAAACGAAAAAGGAACUACAGCAGCAGCUGCUACAGGUAUCGAGGUCAUUGAUCGAAUCGGAGUCAGAGAGGUGACAUUCAACGCUACACAUCCAUUUCUUUUCUUUAUUGAAGACGAGACGACUGGUACAGUAAUAUUCGUAGGAAAAGUUGUGGAACCAUCGACUGACAAAACUCCGCAGAAAACCACGAUUUCUGUCCGACAAGGAGAAUUCCACGGUGACAAGAAGAAAGACGGUUCCAAAGGUGUUCAGCAGUCUCACGUGUCUCAAACUGAAAAGGAAGGACCUUACCCUGUGGAAAUGCCAGAUUUUGACAUCACAUCUCAAACAAUCGAUAAAGGUGGACAGCAGAAAAAGCGGGUGUACUAUAUUUUAUCCCAAAGCGCGUUCCAUUACCUGAUUCAAUUUUUACCACAGAAGCUUCCGCAAUAGUGAACGAAGAAAGUUUGCCUUGAUGUCAAUACUUUUUACUCGCUAGUCUUUACCAAUGCGUCUACUAUACUCAUGUUCACAACAUAUGACUGUGAGAAGACGUACGUGUACGUGUGUGUGUGUGUGUGUGUGUGUGUGUGUGUGUGUGUGUGUGUGUGUGUGUGUG
This is a messenger RNA of Schistocerca cancellata (South American locust), 1753 nucleotides long. RefSeq names its product serine protease inhibitor 2-like. The transcript is spliced from 7 exons. Gene Ontology annotation, molecular function: serine-type endopeptidase inhibitor activity. The coding region runs from base 85 to 1587 and encodes 500 amino acids. Lineage: Eukaryota; Metazoa; Arthropoda; Insecta; Orthoptera; Acrididae. The record is from RefSeq and is a predicted model, not a curated record.